This is a messenger RNA of Oppiella nova, 941 nucleotides long. NCBI's taxonomy places the organism in Eukaryota, Metazoa, Arthropoda, Arachnida, Sarcoptiformes, Oppiidae. The record is from the annotation of a GenBank genome assembly.
GACAAACAACUCAUUGGUAUUGCAUUGUAUUACCCGAGGUACUCGCCCUGGACUGGGAGGGGGGUCUGGUUGGAGGACCUGUAUGUCACACCAGAAUAUCGGGGCACUGGUGUGGGAGUGGCUCUUAUGGCACGGGUGGCUAAACAGACAGUUUUGGAGGGCAGUAAUCGACUCGAAUGGUGGUGUUUGGCGUGGAAUGAAAAAUCCAUUUCCUUUUAUAAGAAGUUGGGCGCCAUUAAUAUGUCGGACACUGAUCUCAAGAGUAAUGAAUUCAGACUCGAUGGCAACCAAUUGAGACAAAUGGCUGACAAAUGCCCAAUGCAAACCCAGAAACCAAUGUUCACUAUAAGGGAAGGCCGUCGAGAGGACUGCCAACAAAUGGCACUAUUGUUGGCAGAAUUGGCCGCAUAUGAGAGACAAUCACCGGAUCAAGUGGUCGGACACAAGCAGUUAGAAGCCGAAGGAUUCGGUGACCCAACGGACCGACAGUUCCGCACAUUUGUCGCACAUCUCGACGAUAACGACAAACAACUAAUCGGUAUUGCAUUGCAUUACCCGAUGUACAACGCCUGGAGUGGGAGGGUUGUCCUUAUGGAGUCCCUGUACGUCAAGCAAGAAUACCGGGGCACAGGUGUGGGAGUGGCGCUUAUGGCACGGGUGGCUAAAUAUGCAAUAAUGAAUGGCUGCCAACGUUUCGAGUGGGUCUGUCUCGCGUGGAAUGAGAGCUCCAUUUCCUUCUACAACAAAGUGGGCGCUACUGACCUGACAAACGGCGAUAACCCGGGUAUUGUCUUUCAACUCAAAGGCAAUCAAUUGCUACAAUUGGCGGGUCUUUGUGAGCACUCAUGAGUUAUAUAAAUCCAAACACUUCCAGUCUUUUGUUAAACCAAUUGUUAGAGUUUGUAAGAAAUAAAUCUUAAUUCAUGUCAUCUAUAAAAUAA